CGCGCGCACCGAUCGUUCCAACCAGAUAAGCAGAAGCAAGCAAGACACAUAAUCACUGCACAGUGCACAGUCCUUCGUAGCACAUCGGCUUCCAAGUUCCAGAAAUCUCCUAGCUCUUUUCUGCCUUUCAGUUUUUCACUUGCCAUAACGUGCGCAAUGGCUGCAGCCGCUGCCCCCUUUGGUCUUGUGAGCCGCCUCUCCCCGGCCGCGCGCCUGCCGAUCCGCGCUUGGAGAGCCGCGAGGCCGGCGCCGCUUGGGAUCACGUCGACCGGGAGGACCCGCCCGCUCUCCGUGGCCUCCGCGGCGCAGGAGAACAGGGACAUCUCAUCCCUGGACGUCCAAGUCAGCCAGAACGGCGGCAACCAGCAGGGCAAUGCCGUCCAACGCCGCCCACGCCGCGCCGGAUUUGACGUCUCCCCGUUCGGGCUAGUGGACCCGAUGUCCCCGAUGCGGACGAUGCGGCAGAUGCUGGACACGAUGGACCGGCUGUUCGACGACACUGUGGGGUUCCCCACGGCGCGGGGGCGAUCACCGGCGGCGAGCGAGACGCGGAUGCCGUGGGACAUCAUGGAAGACGACAAGGAGGUGAAGAUGAGGUUCGACAUGCCGGGGCUUUCGCGGGAGGAGGUGAAGGUGUCGGUGGAGGACGACGCGCUCGUCAUCCGCGGCGAGCACAGGAAGGAGGCCGGCGAGGACGCGGAAGGCGGCGACGGGUGGUGGAAGGAGCGCAGCGUGAGCUCCUACGACAUGCGCCUGGCGCUGCCCGACACGUGCGACAAGAGCCAGGUGCGCGCCGAGCUCAAGAACGGCGUGCUGCUCGUCACCGUGCCCAAGACAGAGACGGAGCACAAGGUCAUCAACGUGCAGGUCCAGUGAGUGGUUUUCUGUUGAGCCGCCUGUGACGGUUUCCUGAAAUGUUAGGUGUUCCGUGUCCGUCGUGUGAGCUGAGUGCUUCUUGUAGUAUAGUGCCGUUGAGUUCCUCUCUGCGCGCUCUCGUUGUGCAGAAUAAUGUUAUGUAGCGCUGUAUGCAAAUAGUCGUCGGCAGAGCAAUGGAAUAAUGUGAGGUAUGGUUGGUCGUGGUCGGCUGCAUGAUCGCCUGUUACCUCUCGAUUACAUUUUGAAUUGUCUGUUGUUUUUUUCCA
This is a messenger RNA of Brachypodium distachyon (stiff brome), 1142 nucleotides long. Its product is annotated as small heat shock protein, chloroplastic. Bases 157 to 876 code for a protein of 239 amino acids. The record is from RefSeq and is a predicted model, not a curated record. Lineage: Eukaryota; Viridiplantae; Streptophyta; Magnoliopsida; Poales; Poaceae. Gene Ontology annotation, biological process: response to heat. The transcript is spliced from 2 exons.